Rhodotorula toruloides NP11 is the source of this 3267-nucleotide messenger RNA. RefSeq names its product PSP1 family protein. Gene Ontology annotation, cellular component: cytoplasm. The coding region runs from base 1 to 3267 and encodes 1088 amino acids. The transcript has 6 exons. The record is from RefSeq and is a predicted model, not a curated record. NCBI's taxonomy places the organism in Eukaryota, Fungi, Basidiomycota, Microbotryomycetes, Sporidiobolales, Sporidiobolaceae.
AUGAGCAAGGACACGCUCGCUGCGACUGCCUCGAUCUGGUCAAGGCUCCCAAACGAGGAGAAGCCGUCGACGCGCGGACGCCUCUCGCCCUCGUCCCGCUCGACAGACUCGCACUCGUCAGCCCCUCCCACCCACUCGAACGGCCUCAAACCACCGUCCUCGCUCGCCCCCCACUCAUCUCUCCAACCCACUCACCAACUCCCUCACGCGCACUCGCACUCUCACGCGAACGACUUUGUACCCUCCCCGCGCUCAUCAGUAUCGAGCUCGUCCUUCUCGGCCACUCCCGAGUCGAGCAACUCGCCCCGCGACCGCCUCGCAGGUUCGAAAGGACUCGCUCCGCCGCCUUCGUCGUCGUCCACCAGCGCGUCACGCUUCUCGAGUCCGCAGUUUGCGAGCUCGUUGGGACUGUAUCAGGAACAGGCGACGGGCGCGGUGAGCGAGUACACGGCGCACGCGACGAACGGACAGGCGGCGAGUGCAGCAGCCCCUCCCACCUCCCGCGGCCCGACCUCCCCUCCUCCCGCCUCGAACCAGCCCCUCCUCGCCGAGAUCUUCUCCGGCAACCCACGUCCUCACUACCGUCCUUCGCUAUCAACCUCCGCCUUCUCUCCACACCAACAACUCCCCUCGCACUCCUCUGCCUCUCCUCGCUCCGACAGCGGCGCAGCGCUCACCUCUCCCCCGAUCGUCCCAGAAGGACGAAGCUAUUUCGCCCCGCCGCCGCCUGACUCGGCGCACGGAAGAGCGAGGAGUCAUUCGAUUGCCGGGAUCGAGAAACCUGCUGCGCCGAUGAACUUGCGUGGUGCGGGACCUCCCCCGGCUGGAGGAGCGGGAGGGGCGGACCAACAUGGGUUCCGGCACUCGUCGACUCUCACGAGCGCCGGAGGACACUUCUCUGCUUCGCUUCCUACUACGUCGGCAGUCGGUAGUCCGACGUACGCCUACUCGGCUUUCACGCCUGGCCCGCCUGCGGCCGCCUCGAAGCGCGACUUGAGCGCCUCCCCCUCUCGCCCCGCUUACUCGCCCUUCGACUCGUCUACUACGACGAGUACGGGAUGGAAGCCCUCGGGAAACAGCGGGUUGUCGCACUCGUUCAGCGCGGGGUGGAACGACGAAGUUGGGUCUGCGGGAGGAGCGGGAGGAGCGGGAGCAAGGGAAGGAAGGUCGAGGUUCCGCGACCAGUGGGCUUCGUCAGGCGCGAGCGGGACCGCGCUCUCAACCAGCGCGAGUUCGGCGGGCGGAGGUGGCGGAAUCGGAAUGAGCAACAUGAGUCCCUUUUCGCGCGACGGGGCCCGGCUCCUCCCCGACCUUCCUUCGCCCUUCGGCGGUCCCGGUUCCUCGUCGCUCACUUCCGGCGAAUGGGGCGGAUUGGGCGGCUCGGCGGCGUACAAGACUCGGAGGGAGUACGCGCUCGGAGCGGUCGGGAGUGGGCGGAAGAGGAGUGAUUCGGCUUGGGCCCGUUCGGCGUUGCACGAAGCGGAGGAGGACCUCGAGGGCGGGGACGAGUCGCUUCAUCCGCCUACGAAGAGCGGAGCGACGAGUAGGAGGCACUCGUUCGCGGCGUUCGAGCCGCCGAGUAGGGGGUCAACGAUGCAGCUUGGAUUUCACUUGCCGGAGGAGCCUGCGGUUCCGAGCGCAGGAGGCGCAGGAGGGUUCGGACCGCUCGUCGAUCCUGCGCCGGCGUCGAACGGCUGGGGCGGCGGCGGACGCGGACUCGGCUCGUCAGCGAUCAACGACGACGACCUCGCUGCGGACCUCAACUCGUUGCACUUGAACCUCGAAGCGCACGCUGCGACACAGGACGAGCGAAAGACGAGGUUUGCGCAUGUAGGGAGCAUGCCGGCGGAUUUCCCGCCAAAGAGGUCGAGUCGCGCGUUGGAUCAGUCGAGGUCGCCGCCGCCUCCCCCUGCGCAGCCACCUGCGUCGCAGCCGCCGGUUGUCUCGCUUCCCCCGUCUAUUCCUUCGUCGUCUUCGACACUCUCGACGGCGACCGCGACGCCCACCCCGUACGGCCAGUCGACGACUUCGCCUCGUCCGUCGGGCGACUCGUUCAACCCCACUCUCUCGGCGUCGGCCGCCUCGCGCUUCUUCCAGGGCUUGCCGGCUCCGACGCCUCUCCCGCCUGCGACGACCACCGCGACUGCGACAGCCACCGCCUCGCCCGGACUCGGCGGCUCAUCUCGCUUCGGCUUCGACCAGCAACAGCAGCAGCAGCAGCGCGGCGCGCACUUCGGACGCUUCGGCGGCCUCCCUCCGCCCGUCCCGCCUCCGACGACCCAACACCCGUUCUUUGCGCCUGCAACGACGACUGGCCCGCUCUCGCCUCGCGGGACGGCGGCGUUCCCGCCUAUCCCGCCUCCGCCGUUCCCUGGUUUCGGACCGGGCGUCUCGCCUGCGAUCCCCCCGCCCCAUUUGCCGGGUCAGCAUUACCAGCAACAGCAACAGCAGCAGCCUCAGCAGCACCAGCCAAUCCCGCCUCCCGCGAGCUACUUCAACGCUCCUCCGCCUCCUCCGCCACCCGUCCUCGCUCAGCAACCUGGCGCGCCGUCGCUCACCACUCAAGCGCAAGGCGACAUCAACCUCGGUCGCGGCGUCCCCUUGCACGCCAUCCCGCCCGAUGCGCCCCUCUGCAUCGUCGGCUUCAAAGCAGGUCGCAAGGACCUCUUCUUCUGCGAAGACCCGAACCUCCAUCUCGAAGAGGGCGACCUCGUCAUCGUCGAAGCCGACCGCGGUCGCGAUGUCGGCAAGUACCUCAAGAGUUGCACGGUCGACGAGGUGCACAAGUUCCAGCAGCACUUGGUCGAGCUUGCGUUGGGCCAGUUGGCGAACCCUGCGGCGCAGGGCGCGCAGGGUGGGAUGAUGGGCGGAUUGCAGGGGAUGGGAGGGAUGGGCGGCGGAGCGCAGGGUGGAGGAGGAGCGGGUGGAGCGGCGGGCCCGGCGCAGCUCGCGCGCAUGACGAAGGAGUGUCAGCCCAAGCGUAUCUAUGGCAAGGCUGGACCGGCCGACACCCAUGCGCUCCUCGCCAAGGCCCAGGACGAGGUCAAGGCGCUCGCGCUCGUCAGGAGCAAGGUCGCUCAGAAGGGCCUGCCGAUGGAGAUCCUCGACGCCGAGUGGCAAUGGGAUCGCCGCAAGUUGACGUUCUACUACACCGCCGAUCAGCGCGUCGACUUCCGCGAACUCGUCCGCGAGCUGUUCCGCAUCUGGAAGACUCGCGUCUGGCUCUGCUGCCUCGACCAGCAACAGCCUUCGUUCGACCUCGUCUGA